GUAUACUAUUCAAAAAAAGUAGGGGAUAUUUGAUUUUGGGGGCAUAAUACUAAAAUAUGCAAAUGACUACGAAAAAAGUCACUAUAGAACCUAACAGAAGAAACAUUUCCAGUUACAUGUGACGCCCAAACGCACCAAUAGCUACCGCAUGGAAUGCAGGUGAUGCUUGGGAUCAUCAUGGGGGUCCAACCCAAGAUUUGCACGACUCUGACUUUGAAUGUUACAGUCAUUGUGGCAUUGAAUUCCAGGGGGAAACAUCAGUUUAAUUGUUUUAGUGACCAGAAAACAAAUUUUGAUAUGCGUCGGCUUACCAAAAAUGAAAGGUUACGUGCCCUUGGCAUGCUACAGAUCGGCACAACACAGGCGGUUGUGGCGCAGACGAUGAAUGUUUCUCAGUCUGUCAUAAGCAGGCUAUGGUCCAGAUACCGUGAUACACAAUCUGUACAGGACAGACCACGCUCAGGUCGACCAAGGGCGACAACUCAAGCCCAGGAUCGAUUUAUCCGUACCUUGGCCUUGAGAAAUCGUGUCAUCACAGCAAAUCAGAUCAGCGCUCGUCUUCAAACAGACACUGGUGUGAGAGUGAGUGGCCAGACGAUUCGGAAUCGACUGCAUAGGGGUCACCUUCGCGCCCGACGUCCUCGCGUGAUCCCUUGUUUGAGAGAUCAUCACAUUCAGGCAAGACGUCGUUGGUGUAGGGAUCGUCAACACUGGGAUAAUCGACGCUGGAGCAAUGUGAUGUUUUCAGAUGAGUCAAGGUUCACUGUUAAUUUUUUGGACAGACGUAGGAGGGUGUGGCGUCGUCGAAACGAGCGCUUCCAAGACGUUAACGUCAUCAGACAUGAUCGAUUUGGGGGUGGUUCUGUUAUGGUGUGGGGAGGCAUCACUGUUGCUGGAAGAACGGCUUUACAUGUUGUUGCAGGGCGUGUUACAGGCCAGUACUACCAGGACAACAUCUUGGCAGUCCAUGUUGUGCCGUUCGCACGACGUCAUGGCCGCCGUUUCAUCUUCCAGGAUGACAACGCAAGAUGUCACAGGGCCAGGAUCGUUACAGGUUACCUCCAACAACAGAACAUCACCACAUUACCUUGGCCAGCACUGAGUCCCGACCUCUCCCCCAUCGAGCAUGUCUGGGAUAUGCUUGGACAGAGGUUACGUCAACGUCAACAACGUCCUGCCAAUGUCCAAGAACUUGCUGCUGCGUUGCAACAGGAAUGGGACAAUCUGGACCAAAAUGACCUCAGACGUCUCAUUAGGAGUAUGCCACGUCGGAUCAAUGCUUGUUUGGCAAACAGAGGAGGAUUUACCCUUUACUGACUUGGUUGUGAUGCUGUGGUAACUUUGCUGUUUGACCCCGGGUAUCAUUUUACCCUUAUAAUGGUCAGUCUGUGCCUUACUUAGUCUAACGAUCAUUUGGAAUAAAUCGAUGAAUGUGAACUUCAUUUCAUUUUGUCAUUUGUUUCUUCGUCAGUUUCAUUAGGUGACUUUAAUAACACUUAAAAAUCAAAUAUCCCCUACUUUUUUUGAAUAGUAUAUUUUAUCUUACAAUUAUUCUUAUUGGUCAGACCCAAUGAUCUUCAGUGGUACAAUUCUUCGUAUUUGUCUGACCCAAUGAGCCUUACAAGUCUUCUUAAUGGUGAAAAAUAACCCAAUGAUCUUCAGUGAUAAAGUCUAUUUAAUGAUGAAAAAAACUGUGAUGUUCUUCAAGUUCACAAUUCUUGUCAUCGGUGCCCAAAGAUUUAAAGAUGGAGUUGGAAGACAUGGAAGCUUUACUAAGAAAUAGAAAUAAUCCCCCCAAUAGUAUUUUAUCUUACAAUUAUUCUUAUUGGUCAGACCCAAUGAUCUUCAGUGGUACAAUUCUUCGUAUUUGUCUGACCCAAUGAGCCUUACAAGUCUUCUUAAUGGUGAAAAAUAACCCAAUGAUCUUCAGUGAUAAAGUCUUUUUAAUGAUGAAAAAAACUGUGAUGAUCUUCAAGUUCACAAUUCUUUUCAUCGGUAAGAAUUAAAAUCUUCCAAUUAUUGAGAAGAAAACCAAUGGUACAAGUCUUCCAACAAUUCCUUGAAUAUUCCUUGAUAUGGUAAUACUUUCACAUGGAAAACUAAUAUUUAUUUUUACAACGCUAACAGUACAGCGGCUCUGUAAGGCCAGCAAAUGAAAUUUGUGAUUGGCUGGUUCUACAGCUCUGAUCUAAUUAUGGUUAGAGAAUAUUAAUCUUGUUAUGUCAGGUCACAAUGUUGCUAAUCGAAAUUUAACUUGUGCUCACAAAUCAAAAUAUAUUGGAAGUGUAUUCAAAGCUUUUUGCUUGUCAAGCAGCCACAGGAUUUCUUUCUUUGCCUUUUGAUUAAUCUAUGUAUGUUAUAAUUUGAAAUAGCCAAAGUUAAAUACAAUUUUAUGAUCUGGAAAAAUGUUAGUUUCGAGAACUCCAGACCAAAUUGUCUGCAAUAUUAAUCUGGAAAAAAAAAGGGGACCAACAGUGCUAACUGACUCCACUCGUCUUAAAGAGCACAUUAAAUGACCAAUAUAAAUAGUAUGUACUUUAGGCUAGUGUUACUAUACAAUUUAUUACAAUUUAAUUCAAAUCCAUUCAUAAUCAAAUGAGACAUCUUCUUCCAAAGUCACAAAUAUGGAACUGCCCUGAAACCAAUUAUGCCAAUUAUCUAAAACACUCAAAUUUGUUAUAUAUGAAAUUGGCGAGACAGCGCAGUAUUCCAUGUAAAACGAGUGGUUUAACUUUAGUUCAUAUUUAGAAUUUGUCAUGAAUAUGCCAUAAAUCUGCCCUUUCUGAGUUAGUCCCCUACACAUAGUUUUAGGGGGUUGUAAAUCAUUAACACCGAUGUGCAAAGGAUUAUUGUUGAUCACUGUCUGCAACUGUGCCCUCCAACAAAUACACAUUAUAGUAGACUCUUUAUAAAAUGGGUGUUAUCAAUCACUGAACCCCAUCGCUCUAUUGUCUUGCCACCUUUCUUGCUUGUAACUAGAAAAUUGAAUAAUUAAUUCAAAGCUGUGCUAUAACUGAAACUAUUGUAGGAAUUAUAAUGAUGAUUUUGUUAAAACUUUGUAUCAUGUAAAUCUUUUUAUUAAAAGUUUACUUGUGAGACAGUGCAAACUAAAUGCAUACAAAGCUUCACGAGAGACAGAUAUUAUAAACCCUCUGAUAAUCUCUCUGGUGCAUGUGCAAAAUGUGCCACAUUGGAUGAUUAGAAGUGGUGCAUUGCAUCCUUUAUUUUUAGCAAAUGUUAUCUUCUUUUACUUUAAUUUGUUUUCAGUUAAAAAUAUGCUUAAACAUACAUUAUGCAAGAGAUAAAUCUGCCUAUUGUAGGUCUUUCUUUAGGCCUGAAAUGUUAUAUAAACUAUUAAUUAGACAUUAAUUAACGUAUCCAGACCAUAAUCAACUCUUGAUGUCAACGCUAGCCUGCGAUAAUUGUUGGAUUAUGAUCCAAUUUGCUGUAUAACUUUCCUUCUCGAUUUAACGAUUAAGUAGAUAAUCGAGACUAUGAUUUUUGUCGUACUGACUGUAGUAAUGAUGACUGAGGUUAUACCGAACUUUCGAUCGCUUAUUCCUCGGUUUAUAGUGGAUCAAUUUGACUGAAAUUAUCAGCAAAUUGCCUUUACAUUAUCUAGUUUUUAACUAUUAUAGUGAGAACUGCCAACUUGUUAUCUAAUCUCCCAUAAUGUAUCUUUAAUGAAUCAAAUUAGGAAACCUUUGAAUUGCGUCCUACCAAAUAUAGUAUUGAAUGGGUUGAUCAGUAUUCUACUUCCACAUUUAUUGGAUGAUGCUUGUCACAAUUUGCUCUAAUAAAGUUAAUUUGCACAAAAAUCAAUUAUAUCUCAAAAUUGACCCUGUGGACCAAAUAUUUUACAUGUAAACAGGUACUGAUUUCACAAAACAAAGAAACUAGUAAUUAAAAAAAUUUAAUUUCAAAUUUAACUUUGAUUUUUUUUACCUAUUUCCAGAGAUCGCAUAAAAAAGUUCUAAACAUCCAACAUAUUUUGAUUGUUAUAUUGUAUGGAAUACAAUUACUGUUUAUUAGUUUUACUGUUUAACAGUUUUAGUUUAAGAAUUGGGUCACCUUCAGGGUUAUUGUUGUUUAUUUAUAUGUAAAUAAGGUGGUAUCAUUUUUAUAAGACAUCAUUUCGUUGUUAAAUUCAGAUUAGAGAUAUCCAGUGGAAUGGUUGCUCUGUUAAUAAAAAACCAGUAAUUAUAUUACAUAGAAAUGUAUCCUGAGUAUAACCUGAUCCAUUACUAAAUUCCAUCCAAACAAUUUUAAUUGAUGUUAAUGAAAUUUGUUAUUGUUUUUGUUUUGAAAUAAAGCUGCCAAAUGCCAAUUAGUUAUUAACUAUUAUAUAAUAUCGUGUGUUUUUUUUUAUUUUGGUGUGGGGAGGAGGGGGG
Patella vulgata (common limpet) is the source of this 4391-nucleotide messenger RNA. RefSeq names its product enoyl-CoA hydratase EchA19. The record is from RefSeq and is a predicted model, not a curated record. Gene Ontology annotation, biological process: DNA integration; DNA transposition. Bases 154 to 1317 code for a protein of 387 amino acids. The transcript is spliced from 2 exons. Gene Ontology annotation, molecular function: catalytic activity; DNA binding. Lineage: Eukaryota; Metazoa; Mollusca; Gastropoda; Patellidae.